Molecule: messenger RNA, 2199 nt
Organism: Cyclocybe aegerita
Lineage: Eukaryota; Fungi; Basidiomycota; Agaricomycetes; Agaricales; Hemipholiotaceae
Source: the annotation of a GenBank genome assembly
AUGAAGAUGCAGCCGUCGUCUUUACCUGUGCAGGAUUCUACUCAUAGACCUGCGACCAUGAGGCUACCAGACAUGGACGACGUUUGGGACACGGUGAAAUUCAAAUUACACCCCUUCACCCUGGGUAUUCGCUUGAGGGUAUCGUUGAUAAAGAUUAAGGUGAAGAAUGCGAAGAAGAAGGCGGUGGAAACAAAGAGAAAAGGCGUACUCGCUGCCAGGAAUCGUAUUUUGCCCGCUAUACCAGGCAUCUCUAAGCUGGAACUCCCUCCUUCCCCAGCCCCCGACCUUCUCCUCAGCAAUGAUCCACCCAGCGACCAGAAAGCGACCAUCAUCCAUGCCGUCAUCUCCCAAGCGAAGAAGGAACAGACGAGGUUGCAGACGAAGUUGGACGAGAGGACAGCCAGGGGCUCUCCCAAUCGGACGUGGAUGGCAGUUACACAGCACAAAAUCGAGAGAGCGACCGAGUUCGUCAGGCAGCACGAAGCCCUCGUGUCGCCCUUGCGACGUAUGCCCCCGGAGAUCCUCCAGGAGAUAUUCCUAUGGUUCGUCUCGACACGGCCGCACACCCGAUGGACGAUCUCUCGCGACAUCCCAUGGACCCUCGCCCAGGUCUGCCAGACAUGGAGGGACAAUGCGCUCGCUCUAUCGUCCCUCUGGAGCCAUCUUCCGACUGUGGACCUCACGCGAUCGGAUUCACGAGCGCGUACGCGAGUGCAGGUCGAUUGCCUGACAGAGCUCAUACGGCGCUCCAAGACUGCCCCACUCGACAUCUACCUCUUCGCACUCGGCUACGACGGCGGCUCUCACCCCGUCAUCGAGCUCCUCGCCAAGCACUGCGAGCGAUGGCAAGUUGUGACGAUCAAGAUCAACCUCACUACUCUCGUCGCCCUGCGGAGGGUCAAGGGUCGUCUGCCGCAGCUCAAGACGCUCAAUCUCUACCUGACGGGGUACGACGAUGGUCUACCGCCCAUUGACAUGUUCGAGGGUGCGCCACAGCUCCGCCAGGUCGACGUAGGCGGCCCUUUCCUGGCGGAGCUUGCGCUGCCGUUCUCCCAGCUCGCACAUUACAAGGACAAGAUUCGGAUGCGCAACUCGAUCACCCGCGUCGUCACUGCGGCCAACUCCCUGGAAGCCUUGACCAUCAUGGAGCUUUGCGAAUCGUCAGAUACGGCCGCGAUCCCCCCAGUCACGCUGCCGCACCUCGUCAAACUGCAGGUCAAGUUCUGCUGCACCCGCCCGCAGUUCCUCAAUAACCUGAGCCUGCCCAGCAUCGAGGAGAUCAGGAUGGUGUCGUUCCAUGACGAGGCGGAGCUCAUCCCUAGUCUGGUGAAUAUAAUACGUAAUUCGGGCCCUGGACCGAGUCCGUUGAAGAUCCUGCGGUUCAGGACGCAAGGCGUACAAGCGGGGCAAUUAUCGGUGUUGUUGCAGCUAACGCCUGCUCUGGAGACGCUCGACAUGCCCAUCCCGCCACCAGAGGAUCUUGCAUUACUCAUGCAGGGCGGUAUUAUCCCCCGUCUCGAGAAGUGCGAGUUCUUCGUCAACGACUUCACCCACUCCGCAGCAGACGACGAAACGACGAAGGCGCUGGAACUCCUAGCUUCGUCGAGGUGCGAGAUGUCCUCCGAUCCCGCUUCUCUCUCUACAGAAUGCAGCCGCAUCAAGAAAUUCUGUCUCCACUUUGACCGCCCAAGGCUAAUACAGGCUCAGUUGGCGUUGCUCGAGGGAUGGGAACGAACUGGUGGGAAGGAAUUGGUGCACUUCAAGAAUCAGAUAUUCAGCGAGAUACCUGAGCUUGAAUGCAGGCGACCUCGGCGAGCAAGGAAGUUCGAUCGACGGUGGGUUGAUAGAGUGUUGGGUCUCCUCGAGAACAUCGAAAAUUACAAGGUCAACCGGGUCGGAGAUGUUUACACUUCUGAGCUCCAUCUGGUUUUGAAAAUAUUGACCGAGCGGCAGUUUCCAGGGGACGAUAAGUGCCUGUUCCGCCAACGAGCAACUACGAUUUUGAAGAAGUGGGAACCGUUAUUUGAACAAAGCCUAUCCUCACGUCAUUGGGUGAUGAAAGGCGAAUAUUCUCUGGUUUAUAUCUCGGAAAACGAUGCCAUCCGCACUGGGCCGGAUGCCCUCAAAAAUAUCGUCUAUGGAAUUGAAGAUGGUGCAUCUUAUACCCGACUCCACUACCCCGCAUUCCUCGAUUUCUAG